GUCGCAAAUGGACAGGAGGUUUCCCAGAAGGUUUCCCAGGAGGUUUCCCAGAAGGUUACCCAGAAUCUGCCAGAGAUCCACGAUGAAGAUCAAAGCCCUAGCAAGUGUUUUUUGCGAGCGUUCAUGGAUGCCCGGAUGCCAAAUGCAGUUUUUGCCACUUGGCUCAUCAACCUCCUCCGAAGCAGCGACCGGAAAAGAAGUCUCCAGAUCGCGGAGGUUCAAAGUUUUGUGGCCCUUCGGUGCUUAGUCGGACAAGAAUGCUUUCCGAAGGUUGGCAGUUGGCAGUCCGCCAACAGGGGCGUUGCCGAACAGGCCGUCUCUGAUCGAGGUUUCUGCUGUCCCAGCAGUCUCGAUGCUGCAGGGCUGCCCUUUGCAACCACGCCCGGUACCGUGGCACAGCGCCAUGAAUUCCACCGAUACGACGACAACCACUACGACACCGGAACCACUGCCGAGUCUGUGGUAUGUUGGCAUAGGUUUCGCGUUGGACUUGUAACCAACACAGCUGUGGGCCCAUUGAUCGACGUCGCGGCCUACAGCUUUGCACCACAGUCAUUGGUAGCACCUUUUGGGGGUCUUGAUGUGGUCUGGAACGCUCUUUUGGCGCCUUUCAUUCUCAAAGAGAAGUUAACAAGGCACCGUCUAGUUGGGAGCAUAUUAGUGAUGACAGGCAGCAUUGGCUCAGCCUGCUUCGGAAGUCAGGAGGACCCACUAUAUACCAUCGAGUACAUCGAAGCAACCCUCUUUAGCUGGCGCGUGCUGAUCUACUUUUCUUGUUUUUUAGUGUGGUAUUCCUUCAACCAGUUCUUUCUCAUGCGCUGGCCCAUUGGAAGCUUGAUCAAGGGUUUGUCAUAUGGCUGGACUGCUGGUUCGUUGGCUGGUAACAUGUGGUGCACAAAGCUGGCGAUUGAGCUGGUUCAGACCUCAAUAAUUCAAAGAGACGCAGAACCCUGGAAGACGUGGAUUCCAUAUUGUGCACUGCUUGGAGCUGCCUUUUUUGCCAUCGUCAAUGCGUUCUUUUUGACUCGUGGGCUCCAGCAUUACGAAGCCUUCUUCAUGAUCACAACUGUCGAAGGUUCUAUGAUCUUAUCAGCCAGCCUUUCUGGCGCCAUCGUCUUGCGUGACGUCUACGACUUGCCGGGUUGGAGGAUCGGAUUGUAUUCCUUGUCCGUCAUGGUGGUGAUCUUAGGUAUGGUGGUGGUUUUCAAGGGUGAAGCGAGUAGCAAGAGCUCUUUGCUCAGCGGCAGUGCGAGCAUUUCGCUGGAGCCGAAGAAGGGCGAAGGAAAUGCCACUCCAGCAGUUCCACCUUCGCCCCAGGGCAGACGCUCUGUGCUUGCGAACCUGCCACCCAGUCCCACGACGUCCAUUGCAUCGGACGGUGGUUACAGAGGAGUAAGGCUAAGGGCCAUCAGCUCGGAGGAUAUCGAGAAUGGUACUGUUGUCAUAACCACAAAGGGCUCCUACACUCGCGCAUCUCCUGCGACGAUCAAAGAAGGCGAUGAUGAGGUAGAUGAAUGCAUUCAGCUCGACCAUCCACCUGCAAAGAAGAAGAGCAACAAGAGCCUGGUUUCUGGAAAUGGAGAAGCGGUCGACGCGGAAGAGACCAGGACGGCACCAGUUCCUAUGGCAACAGCACUGACAUCGGCACCUGCCGGGUGGAUGCCAAGCAUUGCUCAGUCGGCGGAUUUUCUCACCCUCAGGCUCAAGGAGGAAAAGCCGCCACGGCUUCAACCAGUGUUCAACGGAUGUCAACGGUCAGCUGGUGGAGCUG
Molecule: messenger RNA, 1771 nt
Organism: Cladocopium goreaui
Lineage: Eukaryota; Dinophyceae; Suessiales; Symbiodiniaceae
Source: the annotation of a GenBank genome assembly